This is a messenger RNA of Rhinolophus ferrumequinum (greater horseshoe bat), 5795 nucleotides long. RefSeq names its product period circadian regulator 3 (gene PER3). The record is from RefSeq and is a predicted model, not a curated record. Lineage: Eukaryota; Metazoa; Chordata; Mammalia; Chiroptera; Rhinolophidae. Gene Ontology annotation, biological process: circadian regulation of gene expression; entrainment of circadian clock by photoperiod; negative regulation of transcription by RNA polymerase II. Gene Ontology annotation, cellular component: nucleus; cytoplasm. The coding region runs from base 207 to 3671 and encodes 1154 amino acids. The transcript has 22 exons. Gene Ontology annotation, molecular function: transcription corepressor binding; transcription cis-regulatory region binding.
UCGCCAGUGAGUGGAGACAUCCAAGAUUGUUUGGAAAUACUGAAAGAAAAGUGCCUUCACUUGAGCAGAGAGGAGUAAUUGCCGCUUUGUGAUGACUGAUAAUUUUCUCUAAUGCAAUGGCAUGGACGAAAAUAAGGAAAAAUUUCUGUCGCUGAUGGCAAAAUAAGAAAGAAGCAAGCAACGGAUUAAGGGCUGCAGAGCAAAAGAUGGACCCCUGUGAAGAUCUGGAAGUGUCCAGCGGUAAAUCUCAUCACUCCAGGGGGAAUGAACCUAAUGAACUUGAAGGACCACAGGUCAGAGGUACGGAGGCCCUGGGGAAAGAAUCUGAUGAGAUGUGGAGCCAGAAAUACCAACUUCCGAGCAAAUACCUGGAGAGCAGCCACAGUGAACAGCAAGAUCGAAACAGAGUUUCUGAAGAGCUUGUAAUGGUUGUUCAAGAAAUGAAAAAAUACUUCCCAUCAGAGAGACACAAGAAACCAAGCACUCUAGAUGCCCUCAACUAUGCGCUGCGCUGUGUACACAGUGUGCAAGCAAACAGUGAGUUUUUCCAGAUUCUCAGUCAAAAUGGAGCACCUGAAGCAGAUGUGACCACCUACAGUCUUGAGGAGCUGGCCACUAUUGCUUCAGAACACACUUUCAAAAACACAGAUACCUUUGUGGCAGUUUUUUCAUUUCUGUCUGGAAAGUUAGUGCACAUUUCUGAACAGGCUACCUCGAUCCUGGGUUGUAAGAAAGAUUUCUUGGCGUCCUCUCAUUUUGUUGAACUGCUCGCCCCUCAAGAUGUAAGGGUGUUCUACACACAUACUGCCCACACUCAGCUUCCCUUCUGGAACAACUGGACCCAAAGAGCGUCCCCGUACACUCCAGUGAAAUCCUUCUUCUGUAGGAUCCGUGGAGGUGAAGACAGACAGCAAGAGAAGCACUACUACCCGUUCCGGAUUAUCCCCUAUUUGAUUCAUGUACGUGGCUCUGCCGGACCAGAAUCCGAACCCUGCUGUCUCACUCUGGCUGAGAAGAUUCAUUCUGGUUAUGAAGCUCCUCGAAUCCCAGUGGAUAAAAGAAUUUUUACCACAACACACACUCCAGGGUGUGUUUUUCUAGAAAUAGACGAAAGAGCCGUGCCUUUGCUGGGAUACCUGCCUCAGGACCUGGUUGGAAUGUCUAUCUUGACCUAUUUGCACCCAGAAGACCGUUCUCUGAUGGUCGCCAUCCACCAAAAAGUCUUGAAGUAUGCAGGCCAUCCUCCCUUUGAACAUUCACCCAUUAGAUUCUGUACGCAAAAUGGAGAUUACAUCGUCCUGGAUUCCAGUUGGUCCAGCUUUGUGAACCCAUGGAGCCGGAAGGUUUCUUUUAUCAUCGGUCGGCAUAAAGUUCGAACGAGUCCACUCAAUGAGGAUGUUUUUGCUAACAGAAUAAAAAAGACGAACAAUAAUGACAAAGACAUAAUAGAAUUACAAGAACAAAUUCAUAAACUUCUCUUACAGCCAGUUCACGUGAGUGCGUCCAGUGGCUACGGGAGCCUGGGAAGCAGUGGGUCCCAGGAGCAUCACAUCAGCAUAGCGUCUUCCAGUGACUCCAGUGGGCAGUGCGUGGAGGACGGCCAGAAGGAACCGUUGACUUUGCAGCAGGUCUACGCCAAUGUAAACAAAAUAAAAAAUCUGGGUCAGCAGCUGUACAUUGAGUCAAUGACCAAAUCACCAAACAAGCAAGCGGUGGAGAGGCUCCCGGGACAGCUCGGUGGUGAGCAGAAAGCCUUUUCUUCCUGCCAGCCAUUGAAAAAUAAUAGCCCAUACUCUGAGUCGCGUGAAGAUUUGAGAAAAGAUCCGCACAGUCCAUCCUAUCAGCAAAUAAACUGUAUUGAUAGUGUUAUCAGAUACCUGAAGAGCUACAACAUUCCAGCUUUGAAAAGAAAAUGUAUAUCCUGCACAAAUACAACUUCAUCCUCAGAAGAAGACAGACAGAACCACAAGGCAGAUGAUGUCCAAGCAUUGCGAGCUGUUUCUCAGACCCCAGCCGUACGUAAACCAGAGAUGCCAACUCAUGGACGGCCCCCCAACGCUGAAGGAGGAGCUGCCCGGACCCUGCCGGCCAUCCUGAGCCUGGGCUCCGGCGUCAGCCAGUGCAGUUACUGCAGUACCAUUGUCCACGUCCCGCCCCCAGAGUCAGCAGAAGUCACUCUAGCAGAGGAUACCACCCCAGCCUGUGAGCCCUGGGCCCCCAGCACACACCCAGCUCCCCUGAGCCCAGAAGAUUUUAAGCACGUUGGGCUCACCAAGGCUGUUCUGUCAGCCCACACACAGAAGGAAGAGCAGAAUUAUGUUGAUAAAUUCCGGGAAAAGAUCUUGUCGUCACCCUACAGCUCCUGUCUUCAGCAAGAAAGCAGAAGCAAAGCUAAAUAUUCAUGUGUUCAAGGAGACUCUGCUUCCAAGCCGAGCAGAUCAGCUGGUUGCAAGAAGGGGAAGCACAGACGGAAAACACAGCCAGUGCCGUUGGACAGCCAUAGCGCCCAGGGGGCCUUCUGCCCCGCUGGUGGAGGAGAGGUCCAGAAUGUUCCGCCCUGGUGUCCAUCCCUGGCCUCCUCUCCUCACGCCCCCAGCCUGUCGUUCCCGGCAGCAGUGAUGGUUCCCAGCCAGGCGCCUUAUCUCGUACCAGCGUUUCCCCUCCCAGUUGUAACCUCUCUGGGUGGAGAACACACAGCCUCAGUAACCGCACUCGACUGCCUGCCCGUAUCCAGUGGUUUGCCGUCUUUUCCGGCUCUCCCUGAUCCUCACUUAGGUACUUUCAUGACCAUUUUCCUGCCUGACGCCCCUGUAUAUCCUCUCUCGACCCCAUCAUGCUCUCCAUAUCCAUUCUGGGAAGCACCAGGCUCUUCGGAAAUACCACCCUCAGUGUCAGCCGUGGCUCCAAACCUGGAAGUGCUGCCGUCAGUCAUCAGCCGAAGGCAAGCUGGGGACAAGUGGGAGAGCCAGAGUGGAGAGCACGCGUUCCUGAACUCCCGGAGCAGCUCACCGCUGCAGCUCAACUUACUGCGGGAGGACACGCCCAGGUCCUGCGAAUCUGCAGAUCAGAUGAGAAGGGACAUGUGCCCAGAGGCGGAGUGUCCGUGUGUGAUCGGCAACAGCGGGAAUAAGAACAGUCAUUCUACUGCCAGCGACCCGUCCACGGUGUCCCUUCUCAGGGCGUCUCCACCUGGGUCUGGUUCUGCAGCAUCAGGAAGCAGUGACAGCAGUGUCUACUUUGCUAGUAGCGAUUAUUCUUCUGAAAUCACCACAAAUGGGCAGCAAUCUCAGGAUGUACAGAAAAAAGAAGAAUUUCCCAAUUUAGCUGAAGAGUCCAUCUGGAGAAUGAUAAAACAAACACCUGAGUGCGUUCUAAUGACAUAUCAGGUACCUGAGAGAGCUAAAGAAAUUGUACUGAAAGAAGACCUAGAGAAGCUGGAAAGCAUGAGGCGGCAACAGCCCCAGUUUUCUCACGGACAAAGGGAGGAGCUGGCCAAGGUACAUCCUUGGAUUCAGAGCCAGACUAUCCCUCAGGAGAUAGACACCCAGAUGACAUUACAUCAAAUAACCUGCCUGCUCUGGUUCCUUUUUGGAGGGCUGUGUCACUUGCAAAGAGAAAGACUCAUCUGGUGCAGCUAUAGAAUCCCAUGGUCAGGACCCAGCAGAAGAUAGCAGUUGAAUGACUCUGAACUUGUACCUGGGGACCUGCCGGACAGCUGGACCUCUUGGUGUAUAUCUCUCUAAACCCCUGACUCUUAAAUGACCAUGACAUUAUCGUUGAAUGUGAAAGUUUUUCCCUUCUUGAUUUUUUAAGAGACACCAUUUUUCUGAAGCAGACAUUGUAUAUAGAAUCUUUAACUUGUACUUGUUCCUGACGUCUUAAGACGGUCCGUGAGCUCGUUUUGUAGUUUAGCUGUCUUCUCAAGGGACUGAAUGGCUUCUAAAAAGGUAUGUGUACAGCAAAACUUUAUUUCAGGUGUCACCCAAAAUGAAUUCUAAUUAGAAAUAGAGCUGGAAAGAGCCCCAAACCUUAGCUUCAUUAAUUUUGUUCUGUUGUUACAUAAGUCAUUUCCCCCAUUCGAGUACGUGAAGAAAUCCCACCUGCGGGCCACAUACUUUUCAUAAUGGUUUCAUAAAGUUAGUGUCUAGUCUUUGCACAGCUUGAUGCUUCCCCUCCAUACUGAAGAUCAAACAUUACAGUUUUCUUACAACAAACAGGAGUCACUUUACUGUUUACCAGUAUUAAAAUAGACUGCCCAUUGGUAUCCUGGAAAUACCUAGUUCUGAGGGUUGUAUUUUGACCUUUAUUCUUAUAGAUGCCUUUCCUUUUGAUUUUCCACUUUCCACUGAAAUCCUGGGUCUUAUCUUAAAAAUCAAUCAGCUUACAAGGAGCUUAUUCCUUGGAGAGUUUAAAGUAGCUUUUGCAUGUGUAAUUUUAAAACAAAAGAGCUUCUAACUCAACCAGUGGUAUUUCCCUUUUUAAUGUUUUUGUUUUUAAAAUAAUGAUUGUAAAAAGUUUCAAAAGUUUUGUAAAAAUUAAUACUGUUUUUAUUAAUCUAUGUUUAAAUGUGUGUAAACCAAAACUAACAGUUAACUUUUUCUUUCCAACCAAUUUACACAAAAAGGUCUCCGUCCCUGCCAGAGGUCUGAUUGGUACUGCCUUUGCUUUGCCCUUAAACAGGGGAAAACACUUCUUCCUCCUCUAAAGUUUUAUAGCUUUUUAUAAAAUGCAUCCUGAUAAUAAUUAGGAAAGUCGACCUUUUUAUCCAUGAUGACUGCUGGGCCCUGAUUCUCGAUCCCCACAGCUUAGAUUUUCUUUCGAAAGUAGUAGUUUCCUAGAAGGCAAUUCUGUCUUAAGGUGUCAGAACCAUUUUCAAAUGCUGCCUAUGACGUUUCUUGGAAUUUUCUAGUAUUAAGCAGUUCCAUGCAAAUAUUCCUGUUUUAUGAAUGGGAACUCUCACAUUUUACUCCAUCUUGAUUGUUAAAUGAUUUCUGAAGCCCUUGUGUUGGCCGAGCUGUGUGGUAUUUUUGCCUUUGGUGAAAAAAAUCAAAUUUAAAAAAGUUAAUCAUCCUGGAAUAUUGUCCGUCAGUAUAAUCAUUGUGACCUUCUGUAGUGAUAAGAUUUUUAAUUUGUGUAAAUCAAAAAUGACAUGAGUCUAUCAGCGGAUCAUUCUGCAUUCGUGUAUGCGUAUUUGAAACCUUAUGUUCUCUAAUAAUAUAUGCCCUUCUUUUCCAUUCUUUCUGAAUGUUGAUCUAAAUCUGCUUACUUCUUGGCCUUAGUACACGUUUUAUGGAGUGUACACUAUACUAGGCUUGAUUUGAAACCGGUGCUUGUUUUAAGCAGAUUUCUAAAACCACUUACAAUUUCGUAUCUGGACAAGUAGAUGAGUUGGUGCGUUUCGAGCCUGGACCGUGACUCUCCCACUGCUGUGAGGGGAGGGGGCUCAGCACUGCCGCCCACCGCCCCCCAAGGGGGCUUGACCCACUUGUACACUUUGUUGUUCAAGUUUAUUAACUUUUUGUACUAAGGACUUUAGAAAUUGGUAAUAAGAAAUGUAUAUUAUAGGCAUCAAUGUUUACAUAUAUGUUACUCAAAAGGCUGCAUUUUCUUGGAUAAGAGGUCAGGAUUUAUGAAAAACAAUGCUGUGUGAAUGGCAUCAUUCAGCAAUUAAGUGAAACUUCACGAUGAUUCAUUAGGUAAAUUUAAUGCAAAUUGAAAUUUUGUUUCAACUGAAUUUAAAAUUAGCUGUGUGAAUUUGCUUGUUUUUAAUGGUUAUUAAUAUUUUAAUUGGGUAU